Ilyonectria robusta is the source of this 5028-nucleotide messenger RNA. RefSeq lists its product as uncharacterized. NCBI's taxonomy places the organism in Eukaryota, Fungi, Ascomycota, Sordariomycetes, Hypocreales, Nectriaceae. The transcript has 2 exons. The coding region runs from base 1 to 5028 and encodes 1675 amino acids. The record is from RefSeq and is a predicted model, not a curated record. Gene Ontology annotation, cellular component: cytosol.
AUGAGGUCGGGCGACUACGCCUUCAAGCCCGAGCAGCAGGGCGCGUACGUUGGCCCCCAGCAGCAGCAGCAGCAGCAGCCCUACGACGGUAGGACGACAACACUCCUCGACAACCAGGCUUACUUCUCCGACUUUGCGGGGCAGCAGCACUAUGAUCAACCCCAAACAAUUGAGUACGGCGCUCCCCAACAGCGAUAUUCUUCGAGCGACGCAUUCUCCCCCACCGCCGCCAUGGCACCGCCCAUGUUGACGGCUAGUGAUCUUCCACCCCCCGAGGUCCUCGAGUACCAGCCGCCGCUCGAACCCCGUGAAGUGCCAUUUGCCAUUCAAGACCCUCAUGACGACUCCACACCAAUGUCCAAGUUUGACAAUAUUGCCGCCGUCCUUAGGCACAGGGGCCGGACGACACCCAAGAGGCCAGCAUACUGGGUGCUUGACAGCAAAGGCAAAGAGAUUGCCUCGAUCACUUGGGAAAAGCUGGCCUCAAGAGCUGAAAAGGUUGCUCAGGUUAUUAGGGACAAGAGCUCUCUUUACAGAGGUGAUAGGGUGGCUUUGGUUUACCGCGACUCGGAAGUCAUUGAUUUUGCUAUUGCCAUGAUGGGAUGCUUUAUCGCCGGUGUCGUGGCCGUGCCCAUUAAUGACCUACAAGACUAUCAGCGCCUCAACCAAGUCUUGACUUCGACCCAAGCUCACCUUGCUUUAACGACCGAUAACAACCUCAAAGCCUUCCAAAGAGACAUCACUACCCAAAAGCUAACAUGGCCCAAGGGUGUCGAGUGGUGGAAGACGAAUGAGUUUGGCGGUUACCAUCCCAAGAAGAAGGACGAUGUUCCUGCCUUGUCCGUUCCCGACCUGGCAUACAUCGAGUUCUCCAGAGCACCUACUGGAGACUUGAGGGGUGUCGUGCUUAGCCACCGGACGAUCAUGCAUCAAAUGGCUUGCAUGAGCGCCGUCAUCUCCACCAUCCCUAGCAACGGACCUGGGGACACUUUUAACCCGUCCCUUCGAGACAAGAAUGGUCGGUUGAUUGGGGGCGGUGCCAGCAGUGAAAUUUUGCUCUCAUACCUUGACCCGCGCCAAGGCAUCGGCAUGAUCCUCAGCGUCUUGAUGACUGUCUAUGGCGGUCACACGACUGUCUGGUUCGACAACAAGGCUGUUGAUGUUCCUGGCCUGUACGCGCACCUCAUCACCAAGUACAAGGCCACCGUCAUGAUUGCAGACUACCCAGGCCUCAAGCGAGCGGCUUAUAACUACCAGUCAGAUCCAAUGACGACUCGAAAUUACAAGAAGGGAAUAGAGCCAAACUUCCAGAUGGUCAAGCUCUGCUUGAUUGAUACCCUAACUGUGGAUAGCGGAUUCCACGAGGUGCUGGCAGACCGAUGGCUUCGGCCACUCAGAAACCCACGGGCGCGCGAAGUGGUGGCCCCCAUGCUCUGCCUACCCGAGCAUGGUGGCAUGGUCAUUAGUGUUCGAGACUGGCUGGGAGGAGAAGAGCGCAUGGGCGUCCCUUUGAAAAUAGACCUUGAAGAAGACAGCGAAUUAGAGGGAGACGAGAAGGAAGAAGAAAAGGCGGCACCUUCCAACGGAUUCGGCAGUUUGCUGGGUGGAGGCGGAACGACAACGACCGAAGAGCGAGCAAAGAACGAGCUCGGCGAGGUUCUCCUAGACCGUGAAGCUCUCAAAACCAACGAAGUCAUUGUGGUUGCCAUUGGCGACGAGGUACGGAAGAGGGGCUCGGACGAGCCUGGAUUGGUGCGAGUGGGUGCUUUUGGAUAUCCCAUUCCAGACGCUACUCUCGCCGUUGUUGAUCCGGAGACGGGUCUUCUUGCAUCCUCCCAUUCGGUGGGAGAAAUUUGGGUCGACUCGCCUUCGCUGUCGGGUGGAUUCUGGGCUCAGCCUAAGAACACUGAGCUCAUAUUCCACGCGCGGCCAUACAAGUUUGACCCUGGCGAUCCUACGCCCAACCCAGUUGAGCCCGAAUUUCUGCGAACCGGUUUGUUGGGAACCGUCAUUGAGGGCAAGAUCUUUGUUCUUGGACUCUACGAGGACCGCAUCCGUCAAAGGGUCGAAUGGGUUGAGCAUGGCCACGAGAUUGCAGAGUACCGGUACUUCUUUGUCCAGCACAUCGUUGUCAGCAUUGUCAAGAAUGUGCCAAAGAUCUACGAUUGCUCAGCUUUCGAUGUCUUUGUCAAUGACGAGCAUCUCCCCGUUGUCGUCCUAGAAUCGGCGGCAGCGUCAACGGCGCCACUCACCAAUGGAGGGCCGCCUCGACAGCCGGACACGGCCCUUCUCGAAUCGCUAGCUGAGCGAUGCAUGGAGGUUCUCAUGACAGAGCAUCAUAUGCGCCUGUACUGCGUGAUGAUCACAGCGCCCAACUCCUUACCACGAGUCGUCAAGAACGGCAGACGUGAGAUUGGAAACAUGCUCUGCCGCCGAGAGUUCGAUCUCGGCAACCUCCCAUGUGUUCAUGUCAAGUUUGGCGUGGAGCACGCGGUGCUGAACCUCCCCAUAGGAGUUGACCCUAUGGGAGGCAUCUGGUCACCGCUUGCAUCAGACUCGCGUGCCGAGUUCCUUCUUCCCGCUGACAAGCAGUACUCUGGUGUCGAUAGACGAGAAGUUGUCAUGGAUGACAGAACAUCAACUCCUUUGAACAACUUCUCAUGCAUCUCCGAUCUCAUCCAAUGGCGUGUGGCUCGCCAACCGGAAGAAUUGGCUUAUUGCACAAUCGAUGGCCGAGGCAGAGAAGGAAAGGGCAUUACUUGGAAGAAGUUUGACACCAAGGUGGCUGCAGUCGCCAUGUACCUGAAGAACAAGGUCAAGGUCAAGCCUGGGGACCACAUGAUUCUCAUGUACACCCAUUCUGAGGAGUUCGUCUUUGCCGUCCAUGCCUGUAUCAGCCUCGGCGCCAUCGUGAUCCCACUGGCCCCUCUCGACCAGAACCGACUCAACGAGGAUGUCCCUGCGUUCUUGCACAUCGUUGCGGACUACCGCGUCAAGGCCGUGUUGGUAAACCAAGAAGUGGACCACUUGAUCAAACUCAAGGUGGUGGGAAGCCACAUUAAGCAAUCUGCUCAGAUUCUCAAAAUCUCCAGCCCUACUGUCUACAACACAACUAAACCUCCUAAACAGAACAGUGGAUUGAGGGAUCUGAGGCUCACAAUCGACCCCGCCUGGAUCCGACCUGGAUAUCCCGUCAUUGUUUGGACGUAUUGGACCCCAGAUCAGCGAAGAAUUGCCGUACAGCUUGGUCACGACACCAUUCUGGGCAUGUGCAAAGUCCAGAAGGAGACGUGCCAGAUGACCAGCACGCGGCCGGUACUUGGUUGCGUGCGAAGCACCACCGGCUUGGGCUUCAUCCAUACCUGUCUGAUGGGCAUCUACGUUGGCACACCGACGUACCUGCUGUCACCUGUCGAGUUCGCCGCCAACCCAAUGUCACUAUUCGUCACAUUGUCAAGAUACAAGAUCAAGGAUACGUAUGCAACUUCACAGAUGCUUGACCACGCCAUGGCUUCGAUGCAAGCCAAGGGUUUCACGCUGCAUGAAAUGAAGAACAUGAUGAUCACCGCCGAGGGCCGGCCAAGAGUUGAUGUGUUCCAGAAGGUACGGCUUCACUUCGCUGCAGCUGGUCUGGACAUGACGGCCAUCAACACAGUCUACUCCCAUGUCCUCAACCCAAUGGUUGCCUCAAGAUCUUACAUGUGUGUUGAACCCAUUGAACUCUGGCUGGAUACCCAGGCCCUUCGUCGUGGUCUGGUCAUCCCCGUCGAUCAGGAUGUACCCGGUGCUUUGCUGGUCCAAGACUCGGGAAUGGUUCCCGUUUCAACCCAAAUCGCUAUUGUCAACCCAGAGAGCAGAAUACACUGCCUCGAUGGAGAAUAUGGAGAGAUCUGGGUGGACUCAGAAGCCUGCGUCAAAUCAUUCUACGGAUCGAAGGAUGCAUUCGAUGCUGAGCGCUUCGAUGGCCGAGCUGUAGAUGGAGACCCGAGUGUCCAGUACAUCCGAACUGGUGAUCUCGGAUUCUUGCACAACGUUAGCCGACCCAUCGGUCCCAAUGGCGCUCAAGUUGACAUGCAAGUGCUGUUUGUCCUGGGCAGCAUCGGCGAGACGUUUGAGAUUAAUGGUCUCAGCCACUUCCCGAUGGAUAUCGAGAACUCCGUCGAACGAUGCCAUCGGCACAUUGUCCUCAAUGGCUGCGCCGUCUUCCAAGCUGGUGGCCUGGUUGUCGUCCUGGUCGAGGUUAGCCGCAAACCCUACCUCGCAUCGAUUGUGCCCGUGAUUGUCAAUGCAAUCCUGAACGAGCACCAGAUCAUUGUUGAUAUUGUCGCAUUUGUCAACAAGGGAGACUUCCCGCGGUCGCGUCUCGGAGAGAAGCAACGCGGUAAGAUCCUCGCCGGCUGGGUCACUCGCAAGAUGCGCACCCUGGCUCAGUUUGCUAUUCGCGAUGUCGAUGCGGUUGCAUUGAUGAAUGAGAUGAAUGGCCCAGGCGGAGAGGCUAUGGACACGAGAGCCUCCAUGGUUAGUGUACGAAGUGGAGGCCCUGCAGGCUCCAGCUUGAGGAAUGCCGAGCAUGCGUCGCGAAUCCCCGAGCAAGAGGAGCAUGAGCAGCCGAUGGAUCGCCGCCUCUCGUUUGUUCCUCAACCCAGAGCCAACACAAUGGAGCUUCCGGAUCAGCAAAUACCGGUGGCCCAAUAUGCGCACGACCUCCCACCUGAGGCCGUCCACCAUCCUACGCCGUCUGCGCCUCCAGAGCAGUUGAGUCUCGCUCUCCAGACCGGGCAAGGCUUCGAGAUGCCCGACUUUGCGCGUUUCGGGGCCCCAUCGGAGCACGAGCAUGGCCAUCCGGGGACAGGAUUUGUAGCCGAACUACCUAGCCAGGAGCCUCCCCAGAUUCGAUUACCUAGCGUGGAUGGGCAUGAGGAUCUCAGCAUUUGGAAGGGUAAAAAGGAGGCGGGCAAUGACGAGGAGGAAUGGACAACGGACGCCAUCAUGCACAUGAACCUGGCGGGCAACACGAACCCUCGAUGA